Molecule: messenger RNA, 2010 nt
Organism: Hyposmocoma kahamanoa
Lineage: Eukaryota; Metazoa; Arthropoda; Insecta; Lepidoptera; Cosmopterigidae
Gene: REPTOR-BP
Product: cAMP-responsive element-binding protein-like 2
Exons: 3
Coding region: 61-306 (81 amino acids)
Biological process (GO): regulation of DNA-templated transcription
Cellular component (GO): nucleus
Molecular function (GO): DNA-binding transcription factor activity
Source: RefSeq, a predicted model, not a curated record
CGGGAGGGGGGCAAGCGCGGCCGCAGGCCCGGCCGGAAAGCGCAGCUCGAUAAACAAGAUAUGAAGGCUAAGCUAGAACGUAGCCGCCAAUCGGCGCGGGAGUGCCGCGCGCGUAAAAAACUCCGGUACCAAUACUUGGAGGAGCUGGUGGCCGACAGAGAGAAGGCCGUCUUGGCGUUGAGAAAGGAACUGGACAAGUAUUACAAAUGGAAUUUAGAAAUGGACCAAGGGCGUAUGCCUGAUGGUAUAGAGGCGCUACUCCAGGAGAUGGGAGUCGUAAAGCAGGAAGAAAUAAAGCCUUUCUAAAUUUGACCGAAUUCACAAUUGAACCGCAACAUGUCAGCGACAGGUCAGUCUGUACUUCGGAAUUAAACUUCACUUGUGGAAUUUAAAAGUUAAACUAAAAGUUGUUUAAUUAUGAGUUAAAUUGGACAUUUAUAUUUUUAUUUAAAUAUAAAAUGUAUUUUUUGUACAUAUUAUUUUAUUUUAAAUUCACAAUCUAAAAAGUACUGGACACUAGACAUAUUUUUAUUCAAUGAACGUAUAUGUAUUCUAUAUUGUAAGUUUGUUCGUACAUUUACCUAAAUAUACUAGGGGCGGCUGCAAAAUAAUCUACCUAACUAUGAAAUAAAAGACGAUCAUGGCGAUAGUGGCCAGUAUGAGAAACAACUAAUAAUAGGUAAUAUGUAUAAGAUUAAAAAAAGAUACUGACACCAAAAACAAAUUAAUUAUAUAAUUUGAUGAGUAAAUCAUACUAAGAUAAAUUAUGCAAAUUAUAACUUAUUUUUCUUUUAAUUUUUGCAACGAGUCUUCUAAUCCCCGUAACGAUUAGAACAGGUAAAGGUGUGGGAUUUAUCAAUGUGAUCCUAUACAAAUGAUUCUCGCCCACGUGUUAUUUUCUUUCGUCCAAUGACACUUUAGCGCGGUGACAACAUCCAAUGACAGUAGUUCCCGCUCACGUGUACAUAUUAGCUAUCGACAUCUCACACUGCAUUGCAGAGACAAAAAGUAAAAUAUUUUAUUUGGCAACAGUUUAAAGAGAUUAUUUGUCAGCCACUCCUAGUAUUUAACAUAAAUAACAUAUUUUUAUAAGUGUUACAAAAAGAUUUUUUCUUGUAAAAUAGCGACGCUUCGUCACAGUCUCAACUGAUAGUAAGCGAAUUGUGACAAACGAUAUUGUGUAUAAUAAAAUCGAUUUUUUUCACUGAUUGAUGAAUAACACAGCUUGACCGGAAUCUUUUUAAAAUAAAAUCAUGGGAUACAAUAGUGUAGUUAAAAGAAAUAAUGUUCUACUUUUAAAUAUAUGUACUCUGUUGAGUAAGUAGGUAUGUAGUUAGCGAAACUUUAUUUGGGCGGAUCGAUUUGAAGAUAUCUUUGGGAAAAUUUAUUGUGGCGGCACGCGACAUCUGUAUACCUUGCACUACUAGAACGAUACUUUGAGGUUCCAAGAUCAAAGGUUACGGGUGAAAAAAAUAACAUUCAUUUAGAGAAUACUAUAGAAAAUACUUUUAGGAGCGCGUGUGGAACAGCUAAUUUUGUGUCAAAAAAAGUAUCUGAAUUGAAAAAAAAAAAAAUCUUGAAAUUUUCCCAAUUUUCUCCUUAUAUUUUAGCUGUUUUCUAAAAGUAUUUUAGAAAAUUGUACCAUUUGAAACGUUUCGGACAAUUACCCGAUAUGAACAUAUACAGCAAUUAAAAUGUAUUAAGAUCGCUUACUCUACUACCCAUUGAAGCACCAUAGACAAGUGUUUGUAAGCCUUGUUUUUUAUAUUUAUUAAAAAAAUUACGAAAAGAAGACAAAUUUAAAAUGGCGACGCAACAAAAUUCUGUGUCGUGUAAUGGAAUCAUCACACUUAUAAACGCAGAAACGGCUUGAGCCGCUCAGAGAAAGCUUUAUGCAAGAGCAAAAAGGCGUUGAACUUUUGACUUCAGUUUUUCAGUUUGCGUUUUUCGCUCUUAUUGCAUGGAAAUAAAGUUUUACCUUAUACACAAGUUUAGUGUAUCCCUAAUCCG